AAUUUAACAAAAUAUAAAAAUAUAAAAACCUAAAGACCCUGCCCCCAAAAGGGCGAAAAGUGCAUGCAGCGAAAGCCCUACAACAUUAAAAUAAUACUUUUAUUAUAAAAGGUGACUCUCACUAACUCUGUGUCACUGUGUGUGUGGGACACUAAAAUAAUUGCACACAGUCAUUCAAACUCAAAAACUCCUCUUAACACAAUAAUACAUCACAUUUGCAUCUCCCCCAUUCCCUUCCUCCAUUCCAAUCACAAACACAAACAAAAACAAUUAAACAUAUGCAAGAAGCAAACCAAUCCAUGGUGUCCGACACUACUCAUAAAUCAGUCAGAGCCUGCGACAACUGUGUCAGAAAACGCGCCCGCUGGUACUGCGCCGCAGACGACGCAUUCUUGUGCGACGCCUGCGACUCCUCCGUCCACUCGGCAAACCCCCUCGCGCGCAGACACGAGAGGGUUCGCCUCAAGACUACCUCAUCGUCACCGUCCAAGGAAAAUAACGAGAUUUCAUUCUCCUUGGACGAGGAUGAUUCGAGGGCGGGCACCGUGCACCCGCCCUCGUGGCACAAGGGUUUCACGAGAAAAGCUCGAACCCCGCGGCGCCAGAAGAAAAGCAGCAGCAGCAACAACAACAACAACAACAUCAGCAAAAGCGGCGGGAAAGUCGCGAGCGAUAUUAUGAUUCCGCUGCAUCUGGUGCCGGAGGAGGAGAUCUGCAGCGAGGAGGAGAGCGAGGAGCAGCUGCUUUAUCGGGUGCCGGUGAUGGAUGUGUUUAGGCGAGAAAUGAGUGAUUUUGAAAGGAUUAAUCUUCUACCGUCGGAAUCGGAGUUCGCGGCGGAUGUGGAGAGCUUGCUGGGGAAGGGGCUCGAGGAUGAGGCCUUUGAUAUCGAGGGAUUGGGGAUUUUCGAUGACGUGGAAGUGAGGAUUAAAGCUGAAGAAGAUGAAGAGAUUGGGGCGGCGGCGGAGGCGGAGGCGGAGGAGGGGAAUCAUCAUCAUCACCAUCAUCAUCUUCUUCAGAUUGAAUUGGGAAGAGAGACUUUCGAGCUGAAUUUCGACUACGCGUCUCCGUUCACAUGUGAUGAAGAAGACAAUAAAAUGAAAAUCAUUGGAGACAAGGACGAUUCGAGUAAGGCGGAGGCGGCGGCCGCCUUGUUGAAGCUGGACUACGACCGCGUCAUGUCCGCUUGGGACCACAAAAAGUCGCCGUGGAUGAGCGGAGAGAGGCCGGAGUUCACCUCCGGCGACUGGUGGCCUCAUCAUUGCUGCUCGGGUACAAGUGGGGCAAUGCAUGCAUACGGGGAGGCGGCGAUGAGGGCGGCGGUGGGCGACGGAGGGAGAGAAGCGAGGGUGUCGAGAUAUAGGGAGAAGCGGCGGACGAGGUUGUUUUCGAAGAAGAUAAGGUACGAGGUUAGGAAACUGAAUGCGGAGAAGCGGCCGAGGAUGAAAGGGAGAUUCGUUAAGAGAGCAAGUUUCGCGGCUUCUGCUUUCCCUUUGCUUAAUAAAUAGGUACUUCACUCUCACUCCUAGCUAACUACUACUUGCGAAGCUGCAAUCUUACAGUUUGCAGCCAUUUCAUGUAAAUACCCAAUAAAACUAGCUAGCUAUGUAUAUAUAUAUAUGUAACUAUGUGUAAUAACCAUGUGUAAAUUUUCUUGGAUAUUUCUUGCAUGCAAUUUAAAUAAUUGCUUCGUAUAA
Salvia miltiorrhiza (redroot sage) is the source of this 1694-nucleotide messenger RNA. RefSeq names its product zinc finger protein CONSTANS-LIKE 16-like. Gene Ontology annotation, biological process: regulation of DNA-templated transcription. The coding region runs from base 279 to 1505 and encodes 408 amino acids. Gene Ontology annotation, cellular component: nucleus. Gene Ontology annotation, molecular function: protein binding; zinc ion binding. The transcript is spliced from 2 exons. The record is from RefSeq and is a predicted model, not a curated record. NCBI's taxonomy places the organism in Eukaryota, Viridiplantae, Streptophyta, Magnoliopsida, Lamiales, Lamiaceae.